Messenger RNA from Danaus plexippus (monarch butterfly), 3007 nucleotides. Its product is annotated as lachesin-like. The transcript is spliced from 9 exons. The record is from RefSeq and is a predicted model, not a curated record. The coding region runs from base 458 to 1798 and encodes 446 amino acids. Lineage: Eukaryota; Metazoa; Arthropoda; Insecta; Lepidoptera; Nymphalidae. Gene Ontology annotation, cellular component: neuron projection.
AAUCGAUCGCUGAUCGUUUCACAAUGUGUUUAUUUGGUUUACAAGGACUUAUCAGAGGCCUAAUUACGGCCACGAAACCACCUGUCCGCUAUCAUAACUGUACAUAGGCCUUCGCAUAUACUUCGGUGCGUCUUACGCGUGGUCCCACCCCCGCUGUGCUAUUGGCUGUCAAAGUGAAUGCGCGCGCAGGGCCCUCCUUGCAGCCGGGUGUGAGAGUAUGGUACUCCGCAGCAGCCGGUCGUGGUCGCGAUGUGGAGAGACAGUGCUCUCGCGACGCCGCUGCCACAACGUCGCCACCCCACGAAAGCGCGCCGCAAACUCUCGCCGUACACGACACUCGUAACUUAGCCCGAGUUCACUAAACUGACUGGCUCUAACUUAUAAGUUAUGGUAUGAAAUUAUUGUAGUUUUAUAUUAGUGUUUUUGUUGAUUGGCACUUUAUUAUUGGUGAUGUGCGAUGGCUAAGCGACGGGGUUAUCAAGGCUAUGGAGAGCAUUGUGCACGAUUUUUCGCAGUAUGCGCCUGGGCAUGCGCCCUCGUAGUGACAACUACGGCUGAGCCACAUGCAGACGUUGAUACCUCCACCGGCCUCGGUGAUAACACACUUACCAAUUCAGUUGUGGAGGAACCGGAAUUCACCGAUGUCAUCCAAAAUGUGACAGUUCCGGCCGGCCGUAGUGUGCGAUUGGCAUGCUCCGUCAAGAAUCUUGGUUCUUACAAGGUUGCAUGGAUGCACUUCGAACAAUCAGCGAUUUUGACUGUACACAACCACGUGAUAACCCGCAAUCCGCGUGUUAGUGUCACCCACGAUAAACACCGCACGUGGUUCCUCCACAUAUCAGACGUAAGGGAGGAAGACAGAGGUCGAUACAUGUGCCAAAUAAACACAGUUACCGCUAAAACACAAUUUGGAUACCUCCACGUCGUUGUCCCCCCGUCCAUUGACGACUCGUUGAGCUCGAGCGACGUUAUCGUCCGAGAGGGCGCCAAUGUCACUCUGAUGUGUCGCGCUAAUGGCUCUCCUAAGCCCACCAUCAAGUGGAAACGAGAUGACAAUUCAAAAAUCUCCAUCAGUAAAGGACACUCCGUUUCCGAGUGGGAGGGUGAGGUUUUGGAUAUGGCGCGAAUUUCAAGACUAGACAUGGGUGCCUACUUAUGCAUUGCUAGUAAUGGUGUGCCGCCAACCGUUUCUAAGAGAGUAAAAGUUAGCGUGGAUUUCCCACCUAUGCUAUGGAUACCGCAUCAGUUAGUAGGUGCUCCCUUAUAUUACAACGUUACUUUAGAGUGUUUCACUGAAGCUCAUCCAACUUCGUUAAAUUACUGGACACGAGAUGACGGACACAUGAUUCACGAAAGCCCUAAGUACCAUAUGGAGAAUACUGUGGGAGUCCCGCCCUACAAAACCCAUAUGAAACUUCUCAUCAGGCAUAUUGUUACUGAAGAUUACGGGACUUAUAAAUGUGUGGCAAAAAAUCCUAGAGGAGAAUCGGAUGGUACAAUACGAUUGUACACUUCUUCCCCACCAACUACGACACCGGAUCCGAGGGCCGUCACUGUUCCACCACCAUCGCGCCCACCACGACGUGAUACGCCAGUAACUGAUAAGGGAACGAAGUAUCAAUCGAACUUGAACGAGAUCGAUAAGGGGAAGCAAAAGUCUGACGAGGGUGGCGGGAAGACACAUCUCAACUGGGUAGGCGGUGCAUCACAAGUUACAGAUAACGCUGCAAGAAGGAGAAGCCAUCCAAUGAAGUUACUCGUAGUCUUUGUAUCAAUUUAUAUCAAUGUAUUUAUUUAAUAGCACACAAUGUCAUUACCAGAUACAAUUCAUUGUAAGCACAUUUGCUUAACACUUAUAUAGCUGAUUACAUCAUCAUUAUGACUUAUAUCAACAUCACUUUUACAAAUAUUAUGCACUUUGCACCUCUGGGUAAAAAUAUAGCGUAAAUUAUUUUAAGAAAAUUUUAUAAUUUUGCACAAACUGCUUGGCUAUCAAAGUAUAUGGGGUAUAUAAAAAUAAAGCUUAUGUGGCCGUAAAGACAAAAAUUCAAGACUUUAAGUUACAUUUAGUCGCGUUGGUAGAGACGUUAAUUUAAUUAAGAUAAAUUUUUCUUCGGAAACAGGUAACGUAGUUUUAAUAAAUUAGGAAAUUUGUAAUCUCAUAGAAGAGAGGGGAUCUUAAGUUGUAAACAAAUAUAUAUAUAUAAUAGCAUAUUAUGUAAAAAUGUUGUUAUUGAUUACAUAUACUAUAUAUUUACGUAAUGUAUAAAUGUUCCUUAAAAAUGUCUCGAUUUAGCAGAAUCUUUGUGGACAACAUGAGAAACUUUAUUUGAAGGGAAAAAAAUAUUAAAGUAAAUUAACUAUUAUUCAAUUCAAUUAAUAUGAUUCUAUCAAAUCUAGUGAAUGUUUGUUUGUUCAUUAAAAUGUUCUGCUAAACCCUGAAUCUAAGGUGUCAUAAAGCACGUGUAUCGAUUUUAUUAAUAACGUGUAAGAAGCACUAUCAUUAUAGUCGUUUCUAUUAAUAGAUUAAGACUGAAUAUUAUUGAAUAUUAUUUAUUUCAAAAUCAUUUACCGCUCAUUUAGUCAUUUACGCUGUGAUAAUUUUAGUACUAUCUUCCCAAGCUUUCAAAUAUUUCAAUCAUUUCUUUUGCCUAUAACUAGUUAUGUGUCAACAUUUUUAUUGUUUUAAUUAUGUAUCCUAUUUAAAAAAAGACAUUCUUUUCAACACAUUUGUGAAAUUUUGCACUUAAAUUCAAAAUUUAUUCUGUCAAUUAUGAUACCUAUUAUGAUAAGUAAAAGUUGAAGUUGACAUGUUGCCAAAUUGCUAAGUUUUAAGAAAAAGCUGCAUAGAGAUAUUGUUGUAAAUAUAAUCCUUAAGCCAAAAGCAAUGGAGUGUGUUUUUAAAGAAUGUAAUAAUUAUUAUUCACAAUGUGCAUUGUAAGAAAUGUAACGUAUUAAGGACUCCCGUGUUUACACGUGAUGAUACAACUAAGUAGAUUAUGGAGAA